Molecule: messenger RNA, 375 nt
Organism: Lentinula edodes (shiitake mushroom)
Lineage: Eukaryota; Fungi; Basidiomycota; Agaricomycetes; Agaricales; Omphalotaceae
Product: X15341 cytochrome C oxidase subunit
Exons: 4
Coding region: 1-375 (124 amino acids)
Biological process (GO): mitochondrial electron transport, cytochrome c to oxygen
Cellular component (GO): mitochondrial inner membrane
Molecular function (GO): enzyme regulator activity
Source: RefSeq, a predicted model, not a curated record
AUGUCCUUCCGUCUUUUAGUCCGUCGUACUGCCCCCACUCUACGUCGUUUCUCCACAGAAACCCCUGUCGCAGGAAAGAAUGCAUAUCUCGCCAAUCUUGAAGCCGUAGAACACCAUGCGGCCGAAACCACGGAGCUUUGGCGCAAGAUUUCGCACUACGUCUGUCUACCUGCUAUUGCUGUCUGCGCUGCUUGGGUUUAUAACAUCGAAAUGGAACACAAAGCUCAUCUCGAACAUGAAAUGGCGGAGAAUGACGGUCAUCUCCCUGCCCCGCCGGCAUACGAGUAUCUCAAUGUCAGGCGCAAACCAUUCCCUUGGGGUCCAAACAGCUUGUUCUACAACUCUGAGGUCCAGCAGAACCUCUCUGAAGAGUGA